GAGAGGCAUCCUACCUGAUGGAGAGCACAGCAGUGUCCUAGACCAGCAUCUUGAAAAUAAGAAACAAAAACACCUGUGAAAGAAUCUGAGGAUUGCCUUUUGUGGUGGUUAUAGAUCAUCUACAUCGAAAGUAUUAGUAACUGCCUUAAAAGUCUAAGAAGAACCAUGGAGGACAGAAGCAGCUGCAACAAUGACCGGGAGCGCUUGGGAAUACGCUUCACCAUAGACUACCUGCUGUACAACAAGGACAGUAAGUGUAUGAGAGAAGAGCAAAAUAUUCCUGCAGUGGAGCAGACCCACCAUAGCCUACUGGAGGGCCAGAGUCCUGACAUCCUCUCAGUGAGGAAAAUUAUCAAACCUGGGAGCCCUGAGAAGGGGCCAGAGGGAGAAGAGGGGUCAGAGGAGGAGAAUGAAGAGGAGGAGGAGAUCAAAGGAGGGAAAGAUGAAGAGGAAACCACUACAGACAGCCCACAGGACAAGCCUUCCCAGUCCUACAUCUCCCUUAUCUCCAUGGCCAUACUUGCUUCAGAGGAGAAGAAGCUCUUGCUGUGUGACAUCUACCAGUGGAUCAUGGAUAACUACCCCUACUUCAAGAGCAAGGAUAAGAACUGGAGGAACAGCGUCAGACACAACCUGUCCCUGAACGAGUGCUUUGUGAAGGCUGGUCGGAGUGACAAUGGUAAAGGCCAUUUCUGGGCCAUCCACCCUACUAACUUCCAGGACUUCUCCAAUGGAAACUACCAUCGCCGCAGGGCUCGCCGCAGGAUCCGCAGAGUAACAGGACAGCUCCCCUACGCCCUGCACACACCCUAUUACCCCCUCCAUAGGCCCAGGGGGGUGUGGUGCUGGUGCUGUCCCCCAGCCCACCCUCUGUCCUACGUCUCAGCCAGGAUCUAUUGGAGCUGGGCCAGCCUGCAGACCAGACGACACCCAUCCACGCUUCGGUUCAAUAGCACCACAUAGAAUUGGAUGCAUGUUGGAUGUUGGUCUGUUCUUUAUAUGACAGGUGGCUGAGAGAGAUGUAUUGAGUAUGAUUGUGAAAUCUGUGGCUGGCUGGCACAAAUAAGAGUACCAAAGCACCAAAGUACGAUAUUGCACAAUUUUUGAUUGAAAUGCAAUACACCAGAUUUGUACUGUGAUAGUAUACAUGUAUAUUGUAUUUGAUGAAUUCUGUAUAUGAAGAAAAUUAAUUGUAAAUAUACCAAUGAAGAUAUUGCAAUAUUUUAUAUAUCUUGCACAA
This is a messenger RNA of Oncorhynchus nerka (sockeye salmon), 1240 nucleotides long. RefSeq names its product forkhead box protein A1-B-like. The record is from RefSeq and is a predicted model, not a curated record. Lineage: Eukaryota; Metazoa; Chordata; Actinopteri; Salmoniformes; Salmonidae. Gene Ontology annotation, molecular function: DNA-binding transcription factor activity, RNA polymerase II-specific; RNA polymerase II cis-regulatory region sequence-specific DNA binding. The coding region runs from base 166 to 963 and encodes 265 amino acids. The transcript is spliced from 2 exons. Gene Ontology annotation, biological process: cell differentiation; regulation of transcription by RNA polymerase II; anatomical structure morphogenesis.